Sabethes cyaneus is the source of this 2830-nucleotide messenger RNA. RefSeq names its product histone acetyltransferase KAT2A (gene Gcn5). Gene Ontology annotation, molecular function: histone H3 acetyltransferase activity; protein binding. The transcript is spliced from 7 exons. Bases 147 to 2429 code for a protein of 760 amino acids. Gene Ontology annotation, biological process: positive regulation of transcription by RNA polymerase II; chromatin remodeling. Gene Ontology annotation, cellular component: histone acetyltransferase complex; nucleus. NCBI's taxonomy places the organism in Eukaryota, Metazoa, Arthropoda, Insecta, Diptera, Culicidae. The record is from RefSeq and is a predicted model, not a curated record.
AAAACUAAAUUAUUAAAAAAACUAAAUCUUACAACGCAAAUUAUUCUGUUGUGCAUUUAGUGGCUUUGCAGUACUUUAAUUUCAUUUCUAAUUCUUUCUAGCAACCGCGCAAAAGUAGUCAAAAAGUUUAAUUUUAGUUGAUAGCCAUGAAUGAACACAGUAAACAUUCAGCUGAGAUAAAAAGCGAGAAGCAAGAUGAGCGUCAGCAAAAUGCGAACUCUAAUGGGAGCGGAACGCAAGAAACAACUCGACAGGAUAGUAUCGAACGGAUACUGCAACGCAAGCAACGGGUGUAUCAGUUGCCGCGUAAUCAAAAACUGACAAAAUUGUCGAUGUAUUCGGCAUGCCAAGGAACGGACUGUCGAUGUACUGGCUGGAAGACACCAGAGGAAAAUCGUCAUAAGGACGUAGAGGUUGAUUAUUGCCCUAGCUUUAAAGAAGAGUGUCGGAAUCCCAAUUGUAAGCAUACACUGGAUAUGCAUAUUACACAUUUAGGAGAUAUAAGCGAUGAUCAGAUUAACGAGCUGCUUGGUGCCAUUGUGGACGUAGAAAAUCUUUAUAUGAGUAUGUUGCGGGAAACUGAUACGGAUACGAAAAAGGUUUACGCUUACUUAUUUCGACUAUUGAGGCAAUGCAUUCUAACAAGAGCACAAGCAGUUAUUAGAGGUCCGCUGGGCGAUCCUCCGUUCGAACAUCCCUCUAUUUCAAAAGCAGUUGCGAAUUUUGUACAUCAUAAAUAUAGCCAUUUGAACCAAGGAGAAGCGGAAACAAUGACUGAGGUUGCAAAGACUUUUUUGCAUUGCUUAAAUCAUUGGAAUUUCGAGGCACCAAGUGCUCGAAAAGAUUUAAGCCACGAGGAUGCUUCGAACUACAAAAUCAAUUACACUCGUUGGUUAGUGUUUUGUCACGUUCCAGCAUUUUGUAGUUCCUUGCGGCAUUUUGAAACUUCGAUCGUGUUCGGACGUACUUUACUUAAAGCAGUUUAUCAGUAUGUCUAUCAACAGCUGUUGACUAAGUGUAAAACUGAAAGAGACAGGAUGCCCCCGGAGAAACGUAGCAUGCUGGCUCAAUUGCCGAAGUUUUUGGAGGCUUUGAAACAUGAAGUUGUCAGUGAAGAAUCCCAGAUAUGGGAUCCAAACUUUAAACCAACGGCAUCAUUAAUGCUACAGAAAAGUAAACGUCAGCAUGAAGCAGCCAUUUCGAGCAGCAACAAGAAAGCAAAUGAUCUGAAGCGAUAUAAACGGGACUCAGACUGUGAAGAUUUACCAGAUGAAGUAGUAGUGCGAGCAUUGAAGCGAAUAAAUGACUCCAACUACACAAGCCGUGCCGAAGUAGUAUUUCCGCCUAAUGCUCCACGUGAUGAGGCUGCGAAAGCGGAAGAAAAUCGUCGUGAAAUUGAAUUUCAUGUAGUUGGUAAUUCGUUAACCAAACCAGUUACCAAGGAGUCAAUGCUUUGGCUGUUGGGUUUACAUAGUGUGUUCGCUCAUCAAUUACCUGGUAUGCCUCGGGAGUACAUCAGUCAGCUGGUUUUUGAUCCUAAACACAAGACUUUGGCACUUAUAAAAGAUGGUCGACCGAUAGGAGGCAUUUGUUUCCGUACGUUUGCUUCACAAGGAUUUACUGAAAUAGUUUUCUGUGCGGUCACUAGUAGCGAGCAGGUGAAAGGUUAUGGGACACAUCUGAUGAAUCAUUUAAAGGAUUACAGUACUCAGAGAGGAAUCAAACAUUUUCUCACCUAUGCUGAUGAGUUUGCUAUAGGGUAUUUCAAAAAGCAAGGAUUUUCCAAAGACAUAAAGGUGGCUAGACAUGUGUAUGCAGGGUAUAUAAAAGAGUAUGAGGGAGCCACGUUGAUGCACUGUGAGCUGCAUCCUAGCCUCAUUUACACCCAGUUCAGUUCGGUAAUACGCAAGCAAAAGGAAAUUGUAAAAGAGUUGAUAGCUCAACGUCAACAGGAAGUUCAGAAAGUACAUCCUGGUCUAACCUGCUUUAAAGAAGGGUUACGAAGUAUUCCCAUUGAAUCAAUUCCUGGAUUACGCGAAGUUGGAUGGAGACCUCAAUUCCGAGCUCAGCGUACAUCCAGACCACUCGAGGAAUCAGCUGAUCCUGAUAAACUGGCAAACGCCCUCAACGGUGUAUUGCAAUCAGUGCGGCAGCACUCGGCAGCUUGGCCUUUCUUGAAACCGGUCAAUCCAGUUGAAGUUCCGGAUUAUUAUGAUCACAUUAAAUAUCCGAUGGAUCUGAAAACGAUGGGGGAGCGAUUAAAGAACAAGUAUUACGUUGCACGAAGACUGUUCAUGGCAGAUAUGGCGCGUAUUUUUACAAAUUGUCGAUUAUACAACUCACCAGAGACUGAAUAUUAUCGUUGUGCCAAUACACUUGAACGAUAUUUUCAAACCAAGAUGAAGGAAAUUGGUUUGUGGGAUAAAUGAUGUUCGCCUAUGCGAUUGGAGUUGAUGAAAGAUUCUGAUGACGAAGACGACGACGCUGACGAAAAAAUACACCAAAACACAAUUGAAAUUAUGCCUAAGCCAGGUUACGGCAUGAAGACCAAAGCUGUUCCUUCGUUUUCACGCGAAUCGAUUGUGGAACAGAGUGUUGAGCAAAGAAGAAUUGGUCUAGUAACAGAACUGGAACUAACUGAUUAACUGGCAUAAAUUGCGUUAAUGUCAAUGUAUAGCGAAAGGUUUAAUUAUAAAUAUGCUCAAAUAUAUUCAAUAAUGCUCUGGUACUUUCUAUGCAAUAUGAAUAAAAUAAUCUGUUGUACAUAUUUUGUCAAAAUGUAGUUAUAUUUCUGCUAAGAGACGUAUACAAUAGCAGAGCCUGUCGAAUA